GUGCUCUCGGCUCUGCCACCGUCCACUGCCGUCCACCAUGGCCCUGCUGCACUCCGGCCGCGUCCUCUCCGGGGUGGCUGCUGCCUUUCACCCAGGCCUUGCGGCUGCAUCCUCUGCCAGAGCCAGCUCCUGGUGGACCCAUGUAGAGAUGGGACCCCCAGACCCCAUCCUGGGAGUUACCGAAGCCUUCAAGAGAGACACCAACAGCAAAAAGAUGAACCUGGGAGUUGGUGCCUACCGAGAUGAUAAUGGAAAGCCUUACGUGCUCCCCAGCGUCCGGAAGGCAGAGGCCCAGAUUGCUGCAAAAAAUUUCGACAAAGAAUAUCUGCCCAUUGGGGGACUGGCUGAAUUUUGUAAGGCUUCUGCAGAACUGGCCCUGGGCGAGAACAACGAAGUGUUGAAAAGUGGCCGGUUUGUUACUGUACAGACCAUUUCCGGGACUGGAGCCUUAAGGAUCGGAGCCAGUUUUCUGCAAAGAUUUUUUAAGUUCAGCCGAGAUGUCUUUCUGCCCAAACCAUCAUGGGGAAAUCACACGCCCAUCUUCAGGGAUGCCGGCAUGCAGCUACAAGGUUACCGAUACUAUGACCCCAAGACUUGCGGAUUUGACUUCUCGGGAGCCAUAGAAGACAUAUCAAAAAUCCCAGAGCAGAGUGUUCUCCUCCUGCAUGCCUGUGCUCACAACCCCACAGGCGUGGACCCGCGUCCCGAGCAGUGGAAGGAAAUGGCGUCUGUGGUGAAGAAAAAGAAUCUCUUCGCAUUCUUUGACAUGGCCUACCAGGGCUUUGCCAGUGGUGACGGUGAUAAGGACGCCUGGGCUGUGCGCCACUUCAUUGAGCAGGGCAUUAAUGUCUGCCUCUGCCAAUCGUACGCCAAGAACAUGGGCCUGUAUGGUGAGCGUGUGGGAGCCUUCACUGUGGUUUGCAAAGAUGCCGAUGAAGCCAAAAAGGUGGAGUCCCAGCUGAAGAUCCUGAUCCGACCCAUGUACUCCAACCCGCCUCUCAACGGGGCCCGGAUCGCCGCGACCAUCCUGACCUCUCCAGACUUGCGGAAGCAAUGGUUGCAAGAAGUGAAAGGCAUGGCCGACCGCAUCAUUAGCAUGAGGACCCAGCUGGUCUCCAACCUGAAGAAAGAAGGCUCCUCCCACAACUGGCAGCACAUCACCGACCAGAUUGGCAUGUUUUGUUUCACUGGCCUAAAGCCUGAGCAGGUGGAGCGGCUGACCAAGGAGUUCUCAGUGUACAUGACAAAGGAUGGCCGAAUCUCCGUGGCAGGGGUCACCUCAGGCAAUGUGGGCUACCUUGCCCAUGCCAUUCACCAGGUCACCAAGUAAUUACCAGGGUGCAAAAGAACAGAGACCACCUUUCCUUCAGCCUUUGCUUUUGUAAGAGCCGGGUGCGGGGUGAGGGAGGGUGGGUGGUGGCAAGUAGAUCAUGUUUUCAACCACAAUGCAUAAGCAC
Molecule: messenger RNA, 1457 nt
Organism: Acomys russatus (golden spiny mouse)
Lineage: Eukaryota; Metazoa; Chordata; Mammalia; Rodentia; Muridae
Gene: Got2
Product: glutamic-oxaloacetic transaminase 2
Exons: 10
Coding region: 38-1330 (430 amino acids)
Biological process (GO): L-aspartate catabolic process; biosynthetic process
Cellular component (GO): mitochondrion
Molecular function (GO): pyridoxal phosphate binding; L-aspartate:2-oxoglutarate transaminase activity
Source: RefSeq, a predicted model, not a curated record